Molecule: messenger RNA, 1263 nt
Organism: Trichomycterus rosablanca
Lineage: Eukaryota; Metazoa; Chordata; Actinopteri; Siluriformes; Trichomycteridae
Gene: kcng3
Product: potassium voltage-gated channel, subfamily G, member 3
Exons: 2
Coding region: 1-1263 (420 amino acids)
Biological process (GO): protein homooligomerization; potassium ion transmembrane transport
Cellular component (GO): membrane; voltage-gated potassium channel complex
Molecular function (GO): protein binding; delayed rectifier potassium channel activity
Source: RefSeq, a predicted model, not a curated record
AUGAAGUUCGGCAAGAACAUCUGCAUCCUGAAUGUCGGCGGCACCAAAUACGCGUUCAGUCGGGAUGUGAUUAAGGAUUUCCCUUUGCGCAGAGUGAGCCGGCUGCACAGCUGCUCUUCAGAGAAAGAAGUCCUGGAGGUUUGCGAUGAUUACGAUCGGGAGCGCAAUGAGUUUUUCUUUGACCGGCACUCUGAAGCGUUCGUCUUCAUCAUGCUGUAUGUGCGCUCCGGUAAACUGCGCUUCGUACCGCGGAUGUGCGAGCUGUCCUUCUACAACGAGAUGAUCUACUGGGGGCUUGAGAGUUCGCACCUGGAGUUCUGCUGCCAGAGGCGUCUGGAUGAUCGCAUGUCCGACACCUACACUUAUUUCUCGGAGGAUGACGGGAGAGCUGAUGAGGAAUCACGGACUGGAGAUGAAGAACCCACAGAGAGGGGAUCUGGUAACCAGGGAUGGCUGGAGCGCAUGAGGAGGACGUUCGAGGAACCCGCGUCCUCAGUGGCAGCGCAGAUCCUCGCCUCGGUCUCGGUGAUUUUUGUCAUUAUUUCCAUGGUUAUCCUGUGUGCCAGCACUCUGCCCGACUGGGACACAGCCAAGAACAACACAGCCGAGGAGCACAGGAUCAUUGAAGCAGUUUGUAUCGGCUGGUUCACUGCUGAGUGCAUAGUGCGCUUUAUUGUUUCGCGGGACAAAUGUGAGUUUGUGCGUCGACCCCUGAACAUCAUCGACCUGCUAGCUAUCACUCCUUACUACGUCUCGGCAACCAUGACUGCCCUAACUGGGGAAAACCCACAGCUUCAAAGGGCAGGGGUCACACUGCGGGUACUGCGGAUGAUGCGCAUCUUUUGGCUGAUCAAGCUGGCCCGCCACUUCCUUGGUCUGCAGACACUGGGGCUGACUUUGCGCCGCUGCUAUCGUGAGAUGGUCAUGCUGCUGGUGUUUGUGUUUGUAGCCAUGGCCAUUUUCAGUGCUCUGGCCCAGCUUCUGGAGCAUGGGCUGGAUCUGGAGAGUAGCAACGAGGACUACGCCAGCAUCCCGGCAGCCUGCUGGUGGGUUAUUAUCUCCAUGACCACGGUGGGCUAUGGAGACAUGUAUCCCAUCACGAUGCCGGGUCGCGUGCUGGGUGGCGUGUGUGUUGUGAGUGGCAUUGUGCUUCUGGCUCUCCCAAUUACUUUUAUCUACCACAGCUUUGUGCAGUGCUACCACGAACUCAAAUUCCGCUCAGCACGCUGCGUGCGAAGUCUCUCUGCUGAGUUUCUCAACUGA